Molecule: messenger RNA, 2124 nt
Organism: Arabidopsis lyrata subsp. lyrata
Lineage: Eukaryota; Viridiplantae; Streptophyta; Magnoliopsida; Brassicales; Brassicaceae
Product: BTB/POZ domain-containing protein At5g48800
Exons: 4
Coding region: 117-1958 (613 amino acids)
Molecular function (GO): protein binding
Source: RefSeq, a predicted model, not a curated record
AUCAUCAUCAUUUCUCUCUCUCUGGUUUUGGAAAUUGCCUGAGAAAAAAAACUAACCAUAACCAUCUUCUUCUUCUUCUUUCUCUUGUUCUUGAAUCUUGAACAUAAUUCUAUUUCAUGGAAAAGCAUCAUCAUCAGCAUCUUUUGUUACAGCAUCAUCAACAUCUCCACCAUCACCAGAAGCUCUCUCUUGCCAAAUCUUCUAGACAAAGCUGUAGUGAAUGGAUCUUUCGAGACGUUCCAAGUGAUAUAACCAUAGAAGUUAAUGGAGGAAACUUUGCUCUGCAUAAGUUCCCUUUAGUCUCUAGAAGUGGAAGAAUCCGAAGAAUAGUUGCAGAACAUAGAGAUUCAGAUAUCUCCAAAGUAGAGCUUCUUAAUCUUCCAGGAGGAGCAGAAACAUUUGAAUUAGCAGCCAAAUUCUGCUAUGGGAUUAACUUUGAGAUCACUUCUUCAAACGUUGCACAGCUCUUUUGCAUCUCUGAUUACCUCGAGAUGACAGAAGAGUAUUCCAAAGACAACUUGGCUUCAAGAACAGAGGAGUAUCUUGAGAGCAUUGUGUGCAAGAAUCUUGAGAUGUGUGUUCAAGUCUUGAAACAAUCCGAGAAUCUUCUCCCUCUUGCAGAUGAACUCAAUAUCAUAGGUAGAUGUAUCGAUGCCAUUGCCUCGAAGGCUUGCGCUGAACAGAUUGCUUCGAGCUUCUCACGGUUAGAGUAUAGUAGCUCAGGGAGGCUUCAUAUGAGCAGGCAAGUGAAGAACAGUGGUGAUGGAGGAGAUUGGUGGAUCGAAGAUCUUUCGGUUCUUAGGAUUGAUUUGUAUCAGAGAGUUAUGAAUGCAAUGAAGUGUCGUGGUGUGCGUCCAGAGAGUAUAGGAGCUUCUUUGGUUAGUUACGCCGAGAGAGAGCUGACAAAGAGAUCUGAACAUGAACAAACCAUUGUUGAGACGAUUGUUACACUUUUGCCUGUCGAAAACCUCGUGGUUCCAAUCAGUUUUCUCUUCGGGUUACUGAGAAGAGCAGUGAUUCUUGAUACUUCAGUUUCCUGCAGGCUUGAUCUAGAGAGAAGGAUCGGUUCUCAGCUCGAUAUGGCGACUCUAGAUGAUCUCUUGAUCCCGUCUUUUCGUCAUGCAGGAGACACUUUGUUCGACAUUGACACGGUUCAUAGAAUCUUGGUGAAUUUCUCACAGCAAGGAGGAGAUGAUAGUGAGGAUGAAGAGUCUGUGUUUGAAUGCGAUAGUCCACAUUCGCCUUCACAAACUGCCAUGUUUAAAGUGGCAAAGCUUGUAGACAGUUAUCUUGCUGAGAUUGCUCCUGAUGCUAACCUUGACCUUUCUAAGUUCUUGCUUAUCGCAGAAGCCUUACCGCCUCAUGCUCGUACCCUUCACGAUGGUUUAUACCGUGCCACUGAUCUCUACCUUAAAGCACAUCAAGGGUUAUCAGAUUCAGACAAGAAGAAGCUGUCAAAACUUAUUGACUUCCAGAAACUCUCACAAGAAGCUGGAGCACACGCUGCCCAAAACGAGCGGCUUCCUCUGCAAUCCAUAGUUCAAGUUCUCUACUUUGAGCAACUGAAGCUUCGAAGCUCCUUGUGCUCUUCUUACUCGGACGAAGAGCCAAAGCCAAAGCAACAGCAACAACAGUCAUGGAGAAUCAAUAGCGGAGCUCUCAGCGCAGCAAUGUCGCCCAAAGACAACUACGCGUCUCUAAGGAGAGAAAACCGGGAACUGAAGCUCGAGUUAGCUAGGUUGAGAAUGAGACUCAACGACCUAGAGAAAGAACAUAUCUGUAUGAAGAGAGAUAUGCAGAGAUCUCAUUCGCGCAAAUUCAUGAGCAGUUUCUCAAAGAAAAUGGGGAAGCUUAGCUUCUUUGGGCAUAGCUCUUCAAGAGGAUCAAGCUCUCCAUCAAAGCAGUCUUUCAGAACAGAUUCAAAGGUGAUGGAAAGAACUUGCGCAAGCACAGAUUAGCUCAGGUUAUAUCAUUCUCUCUUACCUGUUGCGGCUUUUUAAGCGAGUGCAAAGACAAGACUUGAGAUUAGUGUGUGAGUGAGUGAUAUUUUCAACUAUCGAGUUCGACUUUGUAAAUGGAUUUGAUUUAUAUAAGACAACAAAAGGUAGAUGACUUAAAAUCAAA